Molecule: messenger RNA, 627 nt
Organism: Racocetra persica
Lineage: Eukaryota; Fungi; Glomeromycota; Glomeromycetes; Diversisporales; Gigasporaceae
Source: the annotation of a GenBank genome assembly
CACAAUCAACUUUGUCUGUCGCUUCUAGUCACUUAUCAACCCCAAGGGCAAAUGCCAGUUUUACACGCUUUUUUUAUCAAGAUGAUGAAACUGAUAACACAAUUGCAUAUUGUAGACUUUGUACUCAGGAAUUAGAUGAAUUAGACAGAAUUCAAGCACAACCGUUUACAGAACAAAUGGUUUAUCUUUUAAAGCUAUUUGAAGAAAUUACAAGAUAUGUUUGUGGAUCAAAGUAUCCAACAUUAAAUCUUGUAUAUUGCUACAUUCGAACUCUAAAAAACAAGUUUGCACUAAAAAAUGAUCAUGGUAAAUCAUUUGAAGCUUGGGUUAAUCUAAUUUAUGGCUCUGAAGAUGCAGAUACUAGUAAUGAUUCAAGUCUUAGUAGUGAUAAUGAAGUUGAUAUACCGUUAGCAGAAAAUCGACGGCAGUGGCAAUAUGCACAUCGAAGUGCAUAUCGCUGUAAAGGUCAUGAACAAACUGAAGCUCAAAUUCGUGCAGAAUUAUUAUUACUUAAAACUCAAUUAGAUGAUUCAAAUAGUAAUGAAAAUAUAGAAAGAAGUUCCAUAAUUCUGAAUGAAGUAACUUUGAAUAAAGAUCCUCAGGAUUCUUUAAGUGCCGAAUUAUGGG